UUGAGAACAACAGCCGGUUUCCACGAUGCGCGGCCCAAUUGAGGCACUGGCCUGGGUGUGGGCCAUAUCAGCUUGUACAUGGACGCUCUUGCUGUCCAGUGUGGUCCUAUACUUUUAUCGAUGGGUGAAAGAACGCCGUCAGUAUCACUCCAUAUUUUCAAAGAUGGGCGUUCCAUACGUAAAGCCUCACAUUCUAUACGGCAGCAACCACCAACUCCGCGGCAAAGGCAUCCUUCCCACUGAAGUUAUCGGCAAAUGGGUAAAACAAUACGGCAAAGUCUUCGGUUACUACAUCGGAUGGAAACCGACGCUUGUAGUAGCGGACCUGGACAUGCUCAAAGACAUUCUCAUUAAGGAAUUUCACAACUUUGCCAAUCGGCCCAAGCUCGUGAUCGAGGCCCAGCCCGUCGUGCACACUGUCGUAGGCCUACGUGACCAGCGGUGGAAGGACGUGCGCUCCAUCCUGGCCCCGACCUUCUCCAUGGUCAAGCUGAAGCACCUGGCCGGAAUAAUGAACGAAAAGGUGGACGAACUGCUAGGCAUCAUAGGCAGGAAGAGCAAGGCCGGGGAGCCAAUAGAGUGGUACUCGACCUACCAGGGCCUGACGCUGGAUGUGAUCAGCGAGUGCGCUCUCGCCAUGAAGACAACCUGCCAGAAAGACCAAGAAAAGAGCGAGUUCUUCAUGGAGUGCUCUCCUUCCUCAAGAACGCGGUGA
Molecule: messenger RNA, 715 nt
Organism: Penaeus vannamei (Pacific white shrimp)
Lineage: Eukaryota; Metazoa; Arthropoda; Malacostraca; Decapoda; Penaeidae
Source: RefSeq, a predicted model, not a curated record